AUGGACCCCGCUAUCCUUCACAAACUUUCGCAGCUCGAUCCCGCCGUGCCCUUUCGCGCCACCACCGAUCAUUUGCAUCACACCUGGGCCAGGACAUUCUACUCCCGACCGGAGCUCUACGUCCGUCCGCAAUCUUUGGCUGAGAUCCAGAAACUCGUCACCCUCGCCCGUCACUGUCGCCGUCGUCUUGUCACCGUUGGUAGUGGCCACUCCCCUUCGGAUCUGACUUGCACCUCCUCAUGGCUGGUCAACCUCGAUGAUUUCAGUCGCGUGUUGGAGGUGUCGCCUGAGACCGGCGUGGUCACCGUGCAGGCUGGAAUACGAUUGAGAGACCUAGGAAAGCAGUUAGAGAAGCAUGGCCUCACCUUGUCGAAUCUGGGUAGCAUCGAUAGUCAGUCGAUUGCGGGAGUCAUUUCGACGGGCACACAUGGGAGCUCCUUACAGCAUGGUCUGAUCUCGGAAUGUAUUGUGUCCCUGACACUAAUGCUGGCUAAUGGGCAAGUGGUGCGAUGCAGUCCAACGAAUAAUCCCGACCUCUUCCGCGCCGCCCUUAUCUCCCUCGGUGCCCUGGGCAUCAUUGUCGAGGUCACGUUACAAGCUGAGCCCACCUUCAAGGUCGCAUGGCGACAGUCCCGCCGGAAGCUUUCGAGCGUUCUGGAUGAAUGGUCGACUGGACUGUGGACCACGCAUGAGUUCGUACGGGUCUGGUGGAUGCCGUAUGAGAAGAGCGCGGUCGUUUGGCAUGCAGACAAGACCGAUCUUCCGGUGCGCCCUCCACCGAAGACGUUUUAUGGGGAAACCGUCGGUUACCACAUUUAUCACAACCUGCUAGCCCUGGCCAAUUACUUCCCUCGUAUCCUGCCAUGGGUCGAGUGGUUUGUCUUCGGCCUGCAGUAUGGAUUCAAGGAAGAAACCAAGGUCACGGAAGCCGUGGAGCCGGCCCGCGACGGUCUGCUCAUGAAUUGUCUCUACUCGCAAUUCGUUAACGAGUGGGCUCUUCCCUUGGAGAAGGGACCGGAGGCUAUCACCCGGCUUUCUGCUUGGCUAAACGGCGAUGUCGAAACGGCACGUAUUCCAUUCUCUGUCGACGGACUCUGGGUGCAUUGUCCGAUCGAAGUCAGAGUUGCCGACUCUACACUUAAUAAGAACCCCCGCCCAUUCCUUGAUCCCAGUUGCUCUGACGGUCCGACCUUGUAUCUGAAUGCGACUCUCUAUCGUCCUUACCAUCGGGAUCCCCCCUGCACGGCUCGCUACUACGAGGCUUUUGAAUGGCUCAUGCGUGAGAUGGGAGCCAGACCGCACUGGGCCAAGAACUUCGUCGCAACGCGCGAUGAAUUAAGGCAGCUGUACGGUGGCGGCAUGGAUGAAUGGAUGAAGGUGCGCCAAGAUGUUGACCCGGAUGGAAUGUUUCUGGGCGAGUGGCACCAUCGCAAUCUGAGCUUGUCCGUUGGUGAGUCAACUGCUACAGAAGAAAGCCUCCCUCUUCUCGAACGGGAGAAGGCUCGUCGGAAGGCAGGUGUCCGCGGGGCGGGUGACGGCUUGGAGUGGAUUGGUGACAAGAGUUGGCAAACGAAGCACGCAGGUGUAUCCUUGUCCCUGCUCGAAAAGGAAAAGUCCUUUGCUUCCGUCGAAAGCACGGGUCUGAGCCCUCCCACAACCGCAGCCAGUGACGAGAGCUUCGACAUUCUUGCAACCGGUGAGGCUAGCAUUGUUCUUCCUGGUCGCCACUCGUGA
Molecule: messenger RNA, 1734 nt
Organism: Aspergillus aculeatus ATCC 16872
Lineage: Eukaryota; Fungi; Ascomycota; Eurotiomycetes; Eurotiales; Aspergillaceae
Product: D-arabinono-1,4-lactone oxidase
Exons: 1
Coding region: 1-1734 (577 amino acids)
Cellular component (GO): membrane; mitochondrion
Molecular function (GO): D-arabinono-1,4-lactone oxidase activity; FAD binding
Source: RefSeq, a predicted model, not a curated record